Messenger RNA from Thelazia callipaeda (thelaziosis nematode), 243 nucleotides. The record is from the annotation of a GenBank genome assembly. NCBI's taxonomy places the organism in Eukaryota, Metazoa, Nematoda, Chromadorea, Rhabditida, Thelaziidae.
AUGAAGAAAACUCGAGCAAUUCGUGAGGGGACAGUUCGCAGGUGUUUACUUUUACGUCACUCCAAAGCUGCUAAUUCAUUCUCAAAUGAUAUUGUUUACAUUUUGACACAGAUUGUGAAUGAUAUUGUGAAAGAGAUAAUGUUGAGGAGUGCUUCCAAUGCUCAAGAAAAUUGUUCAGAGCGAGUAGAGUUGGAAAAUUUGUACAGAAUUUUGCCGCAGUCAUUUACUGAUUUCAAUUUGUGA